AUGGAGGCAGCAACGCGCACGCACUUUCUUCAUCACACUGAGCAAGUCCACGGAAUAGACAAGGACGCCUGUCACUUCUGCCAACUUCGAGCCUUUCCUUCCCACCGCACACUUCCCAUCACUAUUGUCAAUACCCUUAACAAUGAAGCGUUGCCGCAGAACUUCCGUUUCAUCCAACGGAUGAAAUUCGGCCCAGGCGUUGAAGCAGCUUCCCCGGCCUUUCUUUCUGGUUGUGACUGCAAUGUUGACAGUAAUUGCCAAUACGAACGCUGCCAGUGUAUGGGUGAAAUCGAAAUUCCCGAAGCAAAGGACGACAGACAGCCAGAGCUGAACGCGUAUCAUAUGGAAGGCGACAAGGCCGGUCUUCUACGGUCAUCUAUGCUAGAUUCAACCAGGCCGUUGUACGAAUGCCAUGCGUCUUGCAGGUGUACUAACUCGUGCCCGAAUCGAGUUGUAGAGAGAGGUCGUACGGUACCUAUACAAAUCUUCCGAACGAAAGACCGUGGAUGGGGUGUCCGGUGCCCCGAGGCUAUCAGGAAGGGGCAAUUUGUCGAUUGCUACCUGGGCGAAAUCAUUACCUGGCGAGAAUCUGACCAGAGGCGCCAGGCAUCAUCUAUUGCGGAACGGAAAGACCUCUAUCUGUUUGCCCUGGAUAAAUUUGAAGACCCUACUUCACAUGAUCUUCGACUGAGGGAACGAUCUUUUGAGGUCGACGGAGAAUUCAUGUCCGGACCGACACGGUUUAUCAACCACUCUUGUGAUCCCAAUUUACGUAUCUUCGCGCGUGUCGGAGAUCACGCAAACAAACACAUCCAUGAUCUAGCACUUUUUGCGGUCCGAGAUAUAGCACGCGGAGAGGAGCUUACUUUCGAUUAUGUGGCCGGAGUUGACGAUCAUGAGAGCAACCACGACACCAUUAACAUGGAGCUAUGCCUUUGCGGCAGCAGUAACUGCCGAGGAUAUCUCUGGUGA
Molecule: messenger RNA, 972 nt
Organism: Emericellopsis atlantica
Lineage: Eukaryota; Fungi; Ascomycota; Sordariomycetes; Hypocreales; Bionectriaceae
Exons: 3
Coding region: 1-972 (323 amino acids)
Cellular component (GO): nucleus
Molecular function (GO): protein binding; histone methyltransferase activity; zinc ion binding
Source: RefSeq, a predicted model, not a curated record